GAGACUAGUAUUCACAUACGUCAGAGGUUUUGGCAGCCCGUAGGUGAACUAUUUUCUUCAUUGUUGACCUUUCCUAAAUCUUAGGUGUAAUUAUUUCAUCAUUAGAAGUGCUUUAGCUUUACCGUUUAUAUCAAGUGUAGAUAUUUUGACAAAGCCUCAACGAUGGACUCGGAAGACGAUACAAAGGAUGAUGUGGAUUCUGGGAACGAAUCGAGCGGAGACGAUGUCGACUUUGUAAUGGACGAGACCCACAGUACAAGGGAACGGCAGGUGGAGCUGGAUGAAUAUCCAUACGAGGUGCUAUCUACAGAGGAAAUCGUCCAACACAUGGUUGAUUGCAUCAAAGAAGUGAACACAGUCGUCGAGAUCCCAGCUACAACCACCCGCAUACUGCUAAAUCACUUCAAAUGGGACAAAGAAAAGCUCAUGGAACGUUUCUACGACGGCGACCAGGAUCAAUUGUUUUCCGAGGCUAGAGUCAUAAAUCCAUUUAGAAAACCUGUUAUACAGAGGCCAAAGACCGUGUUGCAGCUGCCCAGACGGACGUCAACAUCAGGAACUGAGGAGUGUGAAAUAUGUUUCACAGUACUGCCAACUGCGAUGAUGACGGGUCUGGAGUGCGGCCAUAGAUUUUGUACACAAUGCUGGUGCGAAUACUUGACUACCAAAAUAAUGGAAGAAGGCUUAGGUCAAACUAUAGCGUGCGCGGCGCACGCGUGCGACAUUUUGGUCGACGACGCGACCGUGAUGCGGCUCGUGCGCGACGCGCGCGUCAAGCUCAAGUACCAGCACAUCAUCACAAACAGCUUUGUGGAGUGCAACCGGCUUCUCCGCUGGUGCCCAUCGCCAGACUGCAGCAACGCGAUCAAAGUAGCGUACGUGGAGGCGGCGCCCGUCACCUGCCGCUGCGGACACACCUUCUGCUUCAGCUGCGGAGAGAACUGGCACGACCCCGUGCGCUGCUCGCUGCUGCGCAAGUGGAUCAAGAAAUGCGACGACGAUUCUGAAACAUCGAACUGGAUAGCGGCCAACACGAAGGAAUGUCCGAAGUGCAACGUGACCAUCGAAAAGGACGGCGGCUGCAACCACAUGGUGUGCAAGAACCAGAACUGCAAGGCGGACUUCUGCUGGGUCUGCCUCGGGCCCUGGGAGCCGCACGGCAGCAGCUGGUACAACUGUAACAGAUACGACGAAGACGAAGCAAAGGCGGCCCGCGACGCCCAAGAGCGGUCGCGCGCCGCACUACAGCGGUACCUGUUCUACUGCAACCGCUACAUGAACCACAUGCAGUCGCUGCGCUUCGAGUCCAAGCUGUACGCCUCCGUCAAGGAGAAGAUGGAGGAGAUGCAGCAGCACAACAUGAGCUGGAUCGAGGUUCAAUUCCUAAAGAAGGCCGUAGACAUCCUCUGCCAGUGCCGGCAGACGCUCAUGUACACGUACGUGUUCGCGUACUACCUGCGCAAGAACAACCAGUCCGUCAUCUUCGAGGACAACCAGCGCGACCUCGAGUCCGCCACCGAGACGCUCUCCGAGUAUCUGGAGAGGGAGAUCACUAGCGAAAACCUGGCCGACAUCAAGCAGAAGGUGCAGGAUAAAUAUAGAUACUGCGAGAGCCGGCGCCGCGUGCUGCUGCUGCAUGUGCACGAGGGUUACGAGCAAGACUGCUGGGACUACACAGAGUAAUCAUCUCACUACUAACCUCACAUACAACUCACACACACAACUGUGCUGAACUCACUAAGGCGAUGUGAAAAAUAAGUGCUUCUAACUCUUACAGUACACAGAGAACGUUGAACAGGAAAAGCAAAGUUCUUCCUUUUUAACUGUAUCUGUUUACGUACUUGUGCAAGAGAGAGGCCACGAGGGUCGGUGAAGAUAGGAAGGCGUGGCGCAAGCUCUUCAAGGUCUUUUGUACCUCUGGGAUGCCUUAGGACAACAACUUAUACAAAUGAGUUCUUGCCUUCUGAGAUGGACUUUAAAGAAAGUACAGGUCUUACCUUCUUUCUUAUAUUAUUUCUAGUUAUCGGCUACUUCCCACGUCCUCUUGUGAGACAGGCGCGUGAGUUGUAAUUUUCUCAGCACAGAAGUGUAAAGCUGAUUCUUGGUCAAAUAGAGGCCUUUGUGCCUGCAAAGAUUCAACCCCUGAUCCCUAUUUGACAAUUACUCGUCAUUAACGUUUAUCCACCAUUAUGAUUUUGAUUGUAUUUUUUUAACAAGGAAUCGGAGGACAAAAUUGACAAUUCAUUUACCCAUAUUCGCCAAUCAUGUUUCAUUUUCCAUACAUCUCAUAACAUACGGAAGAUUACAUUGGAAUUGAAAAUUACUAUCUGUUGAUUAUCUUGCUUGAAUUUUUUUCUUUAACUAUUGUUUUUGUCGUUAGAUGUUCAAACAAUUUUUAAUAAGUUUAUUUUGCAAGUUUGCGAUCGAAAUUGUUUUUAAUAUUUAUAAUCACGUCUAAACCUAAUAACACUUUAAAAUAAAGAGAAACAAGAUCCAACACCUUGUGUUCGUUUUAAACCUAUUGUAUGUAAGAAUUUUAUUUUUCUAAUAAUAGUUCACCUAUGUAUAAAUUAUAUUGAAAUAUGUAUAAAAUCAUUUUUUUGUAUUAUACGAUGGUUCAUAUACAUACAUCGCUGUUGAGGGACAUGUUUUGCUGAUGUAAGAUCUCAUGUAAUUUACAUUUUAAAUGUAUAUUUUCACGUGGUGAAAGAUAUAUUUACUAAUACUCUCAUUUGGUACUUUUAUCAUUAAAACUAGUUUCUAAAGUAUUGUAAUGGUAAACCAACACUCGUACUGUCAGUAAGGCCAUUUCAUUCAAAAGUUGUAUUAACGGUAAUUCAUAUUGUUUCGUUGUAAAAUUUUAAACCAUUAUCUUUUAGUGCAGAAUUUAGACAUUUGUUUUAGUCAUAUUUUCAUUUAGUAACGAUUUAAAAUAAUUGAAAGGACUGGAAUGCAAGUUGUGUAACGUCGAAAGCUGUCUGUAACUAGGCGUGUCCACACAGAGCGAGCAGCGUCCCGAAGCACUUCGCGCGGCAAAUGGCAAAUUUAGACGUGAAUCGGCCAAGGCAGGUUGACAUAUGUUGGCCAUUUGCUGCGCGAGGGCAUUGUUUGCUCUGUGUGGACCCGCCAUUCUCUCUGCGAGAAUUUCCUGCCACCCGUAAAAAUGUGCACUCGAUGUUCUAACGAACCAGAGUCAUAUCGCUUUGUUGAUGUCGUAUUGUUCGACUAGAAUAGCUUGUAGCUAGUACCAGAUACCGUUGACCAGGAAAUUCCCCUUUGAAUUGAUGCUACUUCAAAAUCUAACUUUUAUUUUCGAUGUUUCGUUUGACUGUGUAAUAAUAAUUAUCGUGUAAAUCGUAUUAGUGUAGUGUAACAUUUAAAACUUCGAUGAUACUUAUUUGAUAAUUGUAUAAUGACCUCAUUUCCCUCGGGAUUUAGAAUAAUAGCGUUUUGUUACUUUAUUUUAGCUUUGGCUUGUUAAUUUGAACUAAAAAAGUAGAAAACUAGCAUGAAAUGGCACAUUAUAGAGUUGCGAAGAAGAAACAAAAAAUAUAUUUUACCAAAAAUCCUAUUUUUGUUAUUAGAGUAAUGUUUAUGAAUACGAAUGUAAGCUGUUCGAUCGAAUUUUAGUUUUGGUCGCCCUUGAAUAAUCUUACAUAUAACGUACGUAGCGGUUACUAGCGGAAUACAGACACGACCGGUACUGGAGCCCGCUGACUGAGGGUCGUUAAAGUAAAAGUAAGUCGCGACUAACGUUCACACUAAACGUUUGCAUCUCGGGAUUCGCUAUUUCAUACAAGUUAAGAGAUAAAAUCUAUUUUUGAAAGUCUAGUGAAUUCAAGCUUUUGUACAAUAGAACUCGCGCUACAUAUCUGAUAUCUCUCAUAAAUAUAUUAAACGAUUCGUGCAUAAGUCGGUUGCACUGCCAGUAAACGUCUAAAGUAAAUUAAUGUAAAGCUUGCGUAUGAGUGUUCACAUAGUGAGCGCGUAGAGUAGAAGGUCCUUGCUCCGACAGCCGACAUGCCAGAGUGCGCACGGUGUCGGCAGCUAAGGACCUAGUUUCGGAACACACUUGUACAUAUAGACGCUAUAUAAAUAUUUAUAUGGUUACUUGUAACUCACAUUAUGACAAUGGUAUUGAUGAGCAUCGUGUGUGUGACUAUGUUUAAGGACACAGUUGGUUAAGUAAGAAUGAAUAAAAUAGUAACAUCGACUAA
Molecule: messenger RNA, 4217 nt
Organism: Leguminivora glycinivorella
Lineage: Eukaryota; Metazoa; Arthropoda; Insecta; Lepidoptera; Tortricidae
Product: E3 ubiquitin-protein ligase ariadne-1-like
Exons: 10
Coding region: 163-1683 (506 amino acids)
Biological process (GO): positive regulation of proteasomal ubiquitin-dependent protein catabolic process; protein polyubiquitination; ubiquitin-dependent protein catabolic process
Cellular component (GO): cytoplasm; nucleus; ubiquitin ligase complex
Molecular function (GO): ubiquitin conjugating enzyme binding; zinc ion binding; ubiquitin protein ligase activity
Source: RefSeq, a predicted model, not a curated record